GAACUGUAGCCCUGACAUUGGCCGGUCUCACUCGGUUCAGGAUGUGGAAGUUCGCGAUUCUUGCUUUGAUCUCGCUUUGCGGCGCUGAGCUGAACCCGCUUUUGGAAAAGCUGACUAAUGGAAGACAGAAAAGGCUAUUGUUUUUUGAUGAACAAGGAACUUUGGUUAAAACCUACUCUAACCCAUAUCAAUACGGAAAUUCGAUAGAAGAAAAGAACCCACUCCUGUUGAACUUUUUAAAUCCGUUCUACAGCGUGUUACAACCUAACCUAUUCGGAUCAACAAUCGCCUAUGCCAUACCCGUAUCUGAGGCAGUUCUCCAUCAGAUCCACAUAGACCCAUUGUAUCACAACAAACUAAUUAUCCUAUCAACCCAUCACCCGGUGGUUGAAUCAUCUCCUUUAUGUGCUGGAAGACGUACUCAAAUACCUUCUCCAAAGCUGUGUAGUAACUUCCUAAACUGUUGGGAUGGCUGGGCCUUUGAACAGGAGUGUCCUGCUGGCUUGCUGUUUUCUAAAGAAGGGUACUGCGACUAUGCUUACAACGUGGAUUGUAGCAGCCGACUUAUGAAAGAACCCCAGCCUGCAUGUAACAAAGACUUUGAGGCAUUUAAAAAUAAUGCAAAUUGCAAUGAAUUUUUCGUCUGCGUGCACAGAUAUCCUGUGAGGUUCCAGUGUCCAGCCGAUCUUGCUUAUAAUGAGGAACUGGGCGUAUGCGACUAUCCAUCCAAAGUGAACUGUACCACACAUAUAAGCGCGGAGGUACCAACCACAGCACCUAUCGAGCUGACCACAGUUCCAACAUCCAAUGAACUGAACAUUCCAGCCAGUACCACUACCAGUACUCCUGACAAGAAUAUGGUGAUCAGCCAUACGGAAUUUAAUAGCCACAGUUGGAAAUCCCUACAAGUAGCGAUGUCUCGCCAAGAAGCUAUAAAACAACUCCAACUCGGGCAAAUAGCACACAUUAACACUGGUUAUUCUCAGCAGUAGUACACAUAAUCUCCAUACUCGGUAGCAUGUUUACAAGGAAGUGUAUACCACGCCUUAUUUGAUUAACCUGGAUCUUUCUCUUACGUUUCCAAUAAAAAAGGUUGGUCUAGAAUGCAUUUAACCAGUUUAUUAUAUGCGCUCUAUAUUUAUAUCAGUGAUGAAUGAUACCAGUGUAAAACUCAGUGUAAACUAAGGUUUAUUCUCUUUAUCUGAAUAUGUUUAAAAUUUUAUAAUACACUACCAAGGAGAUGUAAACUCUUUCGAAUUUUGUGUCAGUAUUAAUAAAAUUAAAGCUUGUGUA
Molecule: messenger RNA, 1293 nt
Organism: Colias croceus (clouded yellow)
Lineage: Eukaryota; Metazoa; Arthropoda; Insecta; Lepidoptera; Pieridae
Exons: 6
Coding region: 42-992 (316 amino acids)
Cellular component (GO): extracellular region
Molecular function (GO): chitin binding
Source: RefSeq, a predicted model, not a curated record